GAACGACGCCGGCGGACUCUCUGGUGCUCGUCCGUUCGCCCGCGCACCCGGUUGGGCCGGUCCGUCACUCCGGCGUUCGGACAUUCGCCUCUAGAAUCGAUAAAAGUUUACAGAAAAAAAAAACAAAAACAAAAUUCAAUAAUAGUUUUACUGUACAAGCGUCUACGAAAUAAUUAUUAAAACGUAACGCGACGACAGAAAAUAGGCGUUACAUAAUGGGUAAUAACGCUAAUGCUGUUGUUACAAUGCUCCCAGUGUUAAAUGUCUCGAUUUUAUCGCGGACUUUUACGGGAAAAUAUCGCGAAAUGUGACAUCGCCGCCCGACUCCCCGAUCCCCGUCGUCGCGGACUCCUCGUGCGCCGGUGCGACAGCGACCGGACUGCCUAUCAUUGUUAUUCAUUUCGUUGACGGCCGACAGUUUGGCGACGUACACCGCCGCCGUCGACGACGACGCCGCGUGUCCUGCAGACGUCUCCGUUCGGUUUUCGCCUCGCCGACUCGCCCGUGUCUCGUGCCGUAAUAAUAGGUAUGAAUGUAUAGCUGCAGUGUGUUGCGCGCUAUAGAAACCGAUCGGCCCAACUGUUUCGCCGUCCCCCGCGGCCGUAAACCGGUCGACAUGAGCGAAUUAAUCGAAUACCGGCACGUGAAGAAAGAAUUCGUUUACGACGGCGACGAUGCCGGCGAUCCGAACACGACGACGACGCCGCCGCCGCCGGUACCGGCACAGCCUGCUGGUCGCGAAUCACCGGCCCACGACUACGGCGAUACCGCCAAUUAUUGCGAUUCCGUGAUAACCGAGCUCGACGACGACUCUCCGGAUUUCCCGUGGCCCGUCUACAAGAAAUAUUUCAGAGUUCUCAAGAUCGAAGACAAAGUGUGCUACAAAAAACUGAAAGUCAAAUGUCUGAUAUGUGUCGGCACAAAAGAACUCACCAUGGACACCAGAUCAAAUUCCAAUUUGAGAAAACAUUUAUCGGUAAUUAUUAUCAGUAAUUAUGUAGGAUACCUUCCCUAUAAUUUAUUUUUCAAAUAAUGAAACCCAAUUUGUUGUUUUUAGAUUUACCUACCUACUACCCUUAAGUAGGAACCGAUUUGAUUACCGUGAUAUUUUACUUUGCAGAGCAAACAUCCGGUAAUUCUUAGAAAUAUCGACCAUCAAUCCGAUCGAAAAAGUUCUAAACGAGUGUCGAUUGAAAUCAAUGUUAGAUCAUCGGCUAAAAAAAUGAAAACUAAUUCAAGUGGAGCUAAUGAUGGACAACAUUUUUUAGAUUUUAUUGAUCAAAAUAUAUCGACAGAUCAAAGUAAGUAUUAGUAUAUCAACUUACUAAUAAGUACUAGGUACUUAAUCCUCAGGUUAUAAAUGUAAAUUUAAAAUAGGUAAUAUGACAUAGGUAUCUAAGUAGGUACUUACAUACCAAAUAAAUAAUAAAUCAUUUUAAGAGUAUGUAAUUUUGUUUUGUUUUAGUGAAUAAUUACUUGCUAAUAAUAACUAUAGUAAAUAAAAUAUAAAUAAAUAAAUAAAUAAAUAAAUUAAUGAAUGCCUGGAGUAUUAUGAUAAUUGUAUUAUACGACUGGUUUCGAAUUAAAAAUUCAUCAUCAGGUAUAUCACAGUCAAAAUGUAAAACACGACUGAAUAUAAAAAAACUAAUUGAAUACAUACAGAAAAAAAAAAAUUAUACAAAUUGGUCGUUUUACAUUGAAAUAAUUUAUUUAUGAGUAUUAACCAUUUUAAUAAUUUUGUUUUUGCUUUAUUAUUUUAGUAAUACUAGCUGUUUAAAUAACUAGGUAAAUAUUGAUAGAUAAUGUUGUUUUGAAUUCAGACACAUUGGACAACCUUAUUCAACGCUUUAUAAUAAGCUCUGGAAUGCCAUUUGUUAUGAUUGAAAAUCCAAUUUUGAAGGAAAUAAUUUCAAGAGGAUUUCCUAAAAAUAAUCUUAUGUCUCAUGCAACUUUAAUGAAGAGGAUUGAAGUGGACUUUUUAUCAUUAACGGAUAAAUUAAAAUCCAAGCUAUCAACUUUUGUAUCGGUAGCAACAACAGUGGACUGCUGGUCAAUUUAUAAAAAGUUAGUUAUUAACUUAUUUUUUGUAAAGUUAAUUUAAUACUAAUAAUAAUUUAACUUUUAGAUCAUAUAUUGCCAUUAAUGUUUCUUGGUUAGAUGCCAAUUUUACAAGGACUACUUGUCUUUUAGCCAUUAGGAGAAUAGAAGGUAAUCAAAGUUUUGAUGUGCUCGCAAAAGAAAUGGACAAUAUUUACACAGAAUUUGAGAUAUCGCAUAAAAUAACAUAUUCUACAACAGACAAUGGUUUGAAUUUCAUCAACAAUUUUCCGUAUGUUUAAUAAUUUUAAGUUUGUAAACAUUUUUUUAAUUAUCUUAAAUUUUCCUGUUUUUUCCCGGCUUUAUUCAAUUAUUAAGAAAACUAAGUACACAGUAAAUACAAUUUUAGAUUUUCUUACUCACCAACUAGAUCUAUAAUAAAACAAAAAAGGUAUUUUGUCAUUUUUUGAUUGAAGUAGGAUUGCUGAUGAAAACAUGGUUUGUAAAAAUUUUAUUAUAAAAUUGUAUGUACAUUUUUCAAUUUUUAUUUUACAUCUUAUUUAGUUUUUCCCAAUUAUUAUGAAAACUGAUUGAAAAUUAAAAAAAUGAUUUGCUUUCUAACCAUGUAGAUUUAAAAUACAACAAAAAAUAUCUCAUGGUAAAACCAAUAGAUCCCUCGAUACACUCAAAAGCCAAUAUAUAUAUAUGUUAUAUAUUCAAAUGAUUUAAAUUAAACUAUACACAAUUAUUAUGUAUAUGUAUAAUCAGUGAUGUUGAUAGGAAUAAUAACUUUAUUUUUUUUUAAAUUAUGAGCAGAGCAAGGUAUCUAUUUAUUUUACUGUUUUUUUUUUAUCCAAGCAACUUUUUUAACAGAAAGCUUGCAUCAAUAAAAAAAUGAUAAGAGAAAUUAUUUGUUAUAUUGAGGACUUAGUUUAGUUGAUGCCUGAGGGGGUCAUUUUUUAAUUUUCCAAGGGAUUUUUAAAAUGAGUAAAAACGGGAAAAAAUUGUAUAUGAAAAACUGAAAAAUAUUUACGGCUUAUAGCUGUAUUACCGAUUACAUUAUUAUUACAUUAUUUUAAUUUGUAUGCAUUAUGUUUUUACCAGAAAUCUUGUUUCAAUCAAAAAAUUCCAGAGAUCAUUGGUUGUUUUUGAUAUCCAGUUGGUUUAAAUUUCCCUAGCAGUUUUUAUAAAAAAGAAAAAGAAAAGCCAAAACUGAUAAAUAUAUGGCAUUAAAUUUCGCUAUUUUUCUGUUAUUAUUACUAUUUUUCUGACAUCUCAUUUUAAUAUUUUUUUGAUAUAUCUUUAUCUGUCUGUCUGUCUGUCAUGCUGUCUGUAUUAUAAUUUGAGUGUAAGUGACAUUAAUCGUUUUUCUUUUCAUAUUUUAGAAUCCAGUCACUAAAGUUUCUUGAGAUAUUUUGUUUUUCUUCUGAUAUUGAAACUGAAUACUACAGGAAACUUACAAUAAUAUAGUAAUAACGUUUUGGAACAUAAACUACACGAUUAAUCAAUCGCGUUUAAACGAUUAAUGUUAGUAACAAUGAUUUUUGUAUUUAAAAAUAUAAACAAUAAAAUGUCAAAAGUAGUACUUAACUACAAUUUAAAUUGAAAAUUUGAAUUACUUACUGAAUAUAUUUAAAUGUUUCAUUCAUAUCUAUGUACAAUAUAAAUAUUAUUUCUAUACAUUAAAGUUUAAUAUCAAGUAAUCCAAAACUAUAAAAUUAUUUUUUUAUAUUUUUGAAAUUAAAAUAAGUAUUUUGUGCAAUUUGUUAUAGAACUAAUUGCCAUCACGAGUUGGGCAAAAUAAGUGAUGAUUCCAAUUCUGAUAUUGAUUAUUUAAAUGAUUUACAAGAAUCAAAUGAUGAAGUUGAAUUUCAGGCAAUUAACUUGAGUGAUGAGCUGAUGGAUAAUGAUUUGUUAUAUUAUCUACCAAAACAUCAUCGUUGUGCAGUACAUACGCUCAAUUUAGUCGCAACAGUCGUAUGUUAUUUGUUUAUAUUCAACUUGUAUUAUGUUUUAAUUUAAAUAUUUAUUUUAUAGGAUGCAAAAAAUGCUUUGUUAGAUACUAACUACAAGAAGCUAUCCACAAGUACAUUCUCCAAGUGUUCAGCAUUGUGGAGCAAGCAAAGUCUUUCUAAAUCAUAUGCUGACCUAAUAAAGACUUGUUGUGGCAUUAAUCUUAAGAUACCCAAUAGAAAUUGUUUAAAUUCCUUAUUUGAUUCUGUUCAAUGUCUAUUAAAGUGUUUAAAAUCAAAUGAAUACAAAUUUAGCAUUUUAAUGGAGCAACUAAAAGUUACCAAGUGAGAUGAUUUUUUAUAUUAUUACUUAUAAUUUUAAUAAUUUAUGGUUAGUUUGGUACACAAAUAUAUAGCACAAUGUUGAAAUAGUUGAUAUAAAUUAAUACUAAUUUGGUAUGUUACCUGUUAUCCUACUAACUGCUAUUAAUUACAUUUAUUAUUCCAGAUUUAACCAGACUGAUUUAGAAUUUUUAAUACAGUAUGAAAAAGUGAUGACACCAAUAUCUAUUUGUUUAGAUAUUUUAAAAAAUAGUAAAAAUAUGUAUUUUGGUUUUUUAUUACCUACAAUUGAAGAAUUGAUGUUCAAACUUGACUGUAUGUUAGAAGAUAACUUUUUAUCAUCAAUGCAUCCUUUAAUUACUGCUUUGCUUUGUGGUAAUUAUUUUAAAUAUUUUUACAUUUACUUUAUAUAAUUUGUAUGAAAAAACUGCUAGCCUGUAUAUUCUUUCAUUAGUAUUCAGUUUUUCCAACUAAACUACAGAUUUUUAUAUCUAACAAAAAUUGUAUUCUUUAAAUUAUGGUAGACUAUCAUAAGUAAUAUUAUAUAAUUAUUAAUGUUACAAACAAUUUUUUAAUUUUAGGUAUUGAAAAUAGAUUUCAUACAAUUCAAAAAGACACUUUUUUCAUUGUAGCCGCUGUUAGUCAUCCAUUUUUCAAGUCUGCAUGGAUUAAGAAUACUGUUAAACAACAUUAUGCUAUAGAAUGUUUUAAGCGUGCAUGUUCAGAAAUAUCUGAGGAAAACCUAAGCUCUGAUUUUCCUAAUAAUGAUGGAUAUUCUCAAGAUAACGCAAGCUCAUUGAAGUUUUUUACUUGGUCUUCUAAUAGCCAAUGUGAACAAACAAAAUCAAUUGACUGUGAAAUCGACCAAUUUUUAAGUUCCUCUCCCAAUAAAAAAUUAGACAGUCUGAAUAAUCUACCAAUUAUAAAAAGAGUAAGACAAUUUUAUUUUGUUUCGUUGUUAAUAUUUUCUUAAUUGUUCCUUUGUUUUCUAUUUGUAGGUGUUUGUUAAAUAUAAUACUCCUCUGCCCAGUAGUGCAUUCACAUCUGUUGAAAAAGUAUUUAGUAUUGGUGAUGCGACUGUAACAAAAAAAAAAACUAACAUGACUGAUACUCUUUUUGAACAAACAAUGUUUCUGAAGUGCAAUAAUCAUUUAUAUGAUGCUUAAUCUAAAUCAAUGAAUUACUAUUAUUUAAUUAGUCAAUCAGAAAUUUAUUAAAGUAAUGAUGAGUUUAAUCCAGUUUUUAGUAUAGUACUAUAGUUGUUAACUUAUGUAUGAUAAAUAUUUUAUUUUAGUUGAUAUAAUACUUAAAAUAAGUAACCGUUUAUAAAUUUAAAAUUAUUUGGCAAAUAAAUUAUUAUAAAAAUAAAUUUAUUAU
This is a messenger RNA of Cinara cedri, 5708 nucleotides long. NCBI's taxonomy places the organism in Eukaryota, Metazoa, Arthropoda, Insecta, Hemiptera, Aphididae. The record is from the annotation of a GenBank genome assembly.